This is a messenger RNA of Jaculus jaculus (lesser Egyptian jerboa), 1113 nucleotides long. RefSeq names its product myosin regulatory light chain 12B. The record is from RefSeq and is a predicted model, not a curated record. The coding region runs from base 275 to 793 and encodes 172 amino acids. Gene Ontology annotation, cellular component: stress fiber; cytoplasm; myofibril. The transcript is spliced from 5 exons. NCBI's taxonomy places the organism in Eukaryota, Metazoa, Chordata, Mammalia, Rodentia, Dipodidae. Gene Ontology annotation, molecular function: calcium ion binding.
GCCGGCGCCCUCCCUGUCCCGUCGCAGCUCAGCGCUCCUGGCCGUCGCUGGUCGCUCGUCUCGCGCAGGGCGAGCUCCGGAUUGGGUGUCUGGAGCCGGCUCUUGCAGAUUCUCUUCACUACAGAGGAAAGAGAGAGAAUCCAGACAGAAGUCCGAAAGUUGGUUCUGGGCACAGAUGAGAACCUGACCAGCAACCAGGCUAUAAUAGAUGCAAGCUUCCUGUUGACUGCACCUGACUGGGAUUUCAACACAGCAGAAGAAUUAAACAGCCACCAUGUCAAGCAAAAAAGCAAAGACCAAGACCACCAAGAAGCGCCCGCAGCGCGCCACGUCCAACGUGUUUGCCAUGUUCGACCAGUCCCAGAUCCAGGAGUUCAAAGAGGCCUUCAACAUGAUCGACCAGAACAGAGAUGGCUUCAUCGACAAGGAAGACCUGCAUGAUAUGCUUGCCUCACUAGGGAAGAAUCCCACUGAUGCAUACCUGGAUGCCAUGAUGAACGAGGCCCCGGGGCCCAUCAACUUCACCAUGUUCCUCACCAUGUUUGGUGAGAAGUUAAAUGGCACAGACCCUGAGGACGUCAUCCGCAAUGCUUUCGCCUGCUUUGAUGAAGAAGCAACUGGCACCAUCCAGGAGGAUUACCUGAGGGAGCUGCUGACCACCAUGGGCGACCGCUUUACCGACGAGGAGGUGGAUGAGCUGUACAGAGAAGCCCCCAUCGACAAAAAGGGGAAUUUCAACUACAUCGAGUUCACGCGCAUCCUCAAACACGGAGCCAAAGACAAGGAUGACUGAGCGCGCGAGCUGCAAGCUGCCCUGUUCCCGUUCCUCCUGCCCUGCUACUUCAGCCACUCGGCCCUCAUAGAAGCUGCGCAUGGAGCCUGGCCUCACAGCUUUGCUUUCUCCUGCUUCCUCUUGAUGUAUUUAUUCCAGACCUUUCCGCCACUUUGCAUUUGUAUAAUCAGACUGAAAAUGGGGAUGAGGUUGUAAAUUGUAUUGAAAAUGAGAUGCGAAUAAAAAUCAACAAAUGUGAAAGCCCAGGAAAAUAUAUCCAUAUUUCUGGUUUUGCUGGAUUUUUACAUUUUUAUAUAAUAAAAAUGCUAUUUUGAAGUAAA